AUGCCUGAUGCUGGCGUAGAUUCGUCGAUGCGGGCAGGACCCAGCAGCCGAAAACGACAACCGGAUCCCACAGAAGUGCGCCUAGCCGAUGCCGAGAAGGAAGUUGCUAUCGCCCUCGAGACAUUUGCAUAUGACGAAGUGAUUGGCGUGGCCACUGAAGCACUCAAUCUCAAGCACGGCCAGGCACAUGUUGAUCCAAGUAAGGCCACCAUCAAGUCUCGCAAGACCCUCCUGUGGGCGCGCUCGCAUGCUUAUUACCAUCAAGAUCGAUACGAGCAGGCGCUUAAGGAUGCCAAAGCAGCCCUCAAGCUGGAUCCGCACGAUGUUGCCGCCUACAUUAGAGCAGCCGUUCUUCUCGGUAGCACUGGCCACAAAGUACAAGCGCUCAGCUGUCUCGAUAUAGCGGAAUCCCUAUCACACAAGUGCGAGUCAGGUACCAAAGCACUCUGGUUGCGCAGGAUCGACAAGCAAAGGCGCAAAAUGUCAGGAGCUUCGUGGCGUGUCACGGAUCGUCUUCCGAGCGAAAUCAUGGUAGAGAUCGCAUCGCACCUCGACGGCGUCGGCCGAUGCUCCAUGAGCCAGACAUGCCGCUCAUGGCGUCACAUGCUCGUGUCAGCCCCCCGCCUAUGGACUUCGUUGUCCAUCAAGACAACCGCAAAGGUGUUGAGCGCCCGCAAGUCUAAGGAUCUACUGCAAUACAUCCUCAUGCGAGCGAAAAGGGCCGGCCAUUCUCUCGAAACCGUCGUCUUGCAAAACAACUUCGGUCCUGUGUUCUUGGAAAUGGUCGUCGAGAUCCUGCGAGCGUCCAUGAAUAGCCUCAUGGAGCUUCACAUUCCCGCUCCAGAUCAGAGGCGGCUCUACGAACGACUCUACCGUCACUGUCCUCAGCUCAAGCUCCUUUCUUAUCCUGAGGCUACGCAGACAGACAUGCCGGACUUCGAGGAGGACCAAGAUAUUGCCAUUCCUGUAGUCAUGGAUGGAAAUGGCGCCGGACUGUCACAGCUUGAAAGCUUCGACAAUGCAAUUAGGGGGUACCCAUCCGAGCUUCAUGGUCAUUUCCAUAAGUUGCGCAUUCUCAAGAACUACAACCCGUUCAGCGUCCACCCCGAGAAUGGGGUCUUCAAAUUCGAUGACGAGCAGAUGGCCUCGAGCAUCUUGGAAAAUCUUGAGGACUGGGGAUUCUUCCCCUUUCGCCAGAUCCAAAGGCCCGGGUAUCGACCUUGCCCUGCGGAAUUCGCCAAGCUGACGAGGCUGACCGAAUUCGUCGUUGAGGCCAGAUGCUUACUCGAGUUCACGUUUCCGAGCCUGCUCGAGUUACAGAUACAGCUGCAGUACGGAGGACCUGACGCUGCAAGAGAGCUGAUUCGAAUACUCAGGACAAGCCCAAAGUUACGCAACCUCACUUUGGGAUACUGCCCUCGGUUCGAUCCGAACCAGUACGCAGACGUCUGUCAAGCUCUUUCCCGGCUUCAAGAUCUGCGGAAGCUUGACUUAAGUACCGACGAAAAUCUACUUAUUGCUGAAUUGCUUUUGCCUCAUGCUGUAUAUUCCGCCUCCGGCAAGCUCGAGGUGAUGAUCCCCCUUCCACAACUCGACACUAUCAUUCUUGAUGGCCGGUGCGCGGACAUUGACAUGCUGGCAAUCUCUCUUCUCGUCCGAGAGCAUCUGCGGACCGGCCACACUCUGACAGCUGCAAGGAAGAUGGCGAGCGACCGGAUUCUCCCCCUGCCCAAGAGGCAGACCACCUUCUCGCCAUUUCAAAGAGGAUCUACCUCAGCAACUGACACUGCCAGGGCGUCGUUCGAAACCAUCGAAGGUCCCUGCCUUGAUGACGCUUCAAAGUGUCGCCGUCUACAGCGAGUUGAAUUGAUCAAGGUCAUUCAAGUGCAGGGUCACAUAAAAUCGGCGCUUGAAUUCGUCUGCGACGAGGUGAAAGUUGAAUACACCCAGCUGUAG
Messenger RNA from Pseudozyma hubeiensis SY62, 1956 nucleotides. RefSeq lists its product as hypothetical. The record is from RefSeq and is a predicted model, not a curated record. The coding region runs from base 1 to 1956 and encodes 651 amino acids. Gene Ontology annotation, cellular component: SCF ubiquitin ligase complex. Gene Ontology annotation, molecular function: protein binding. The transcript has a single exon. NCBI's taxonomy places the organism in Eukaryota, Fungi, Basidiomycota, Ustilaginomycetes, Ustilaginales, Ustilaginaceae. Gene Ontology annotation, biological process: positive regulation of protein ubiquitination; SCF-dependent proteasomal ubiquitin-dependent protein catabolic process.